AGAAAUCGAAACUCGGCUGUUAAAACCGCUACCUCUGCGCUGCGGAAUCUCCCUCGAGCCUCGUAGGCGGCCGCCGCUCCGCACCAUGUACGCCCGCGGUGCAGCGAUGGGCUCCGGGGCCCGCCUCGUCCCUGCCCGGGACCCCGGUGCACCUGGCCCGCGGGGAAGCCAGAGCCGGGGUCUGGAGGCGGCGGGGCCCGGGGCCCCUGCGCGAGCGAGCCUGGGGCCCUCCGACCCGAGGAGCACACGUGCAUAUACCUUGAUAGCACCAAAUGAAACUCGGAGACAUCAGAUACAAAGGAUUGCUGAGCAAGAGCUGGCCAGCCUGGAGAAGUGGAAGGAGCAGAAUAGAGCUAAAUCAGUUUAUCUUUUGCCAAGACAGCUGGGUGGAAGCCAGUCAGAGUCUGAAGUCAGGCAGAAGCAACAACUCCAACUGAUGCAAUCUAAAUACCAGCAAAAGCUAAAAAGAGAAGAAUGUAUAAGAAUCAAAAAGGAAGCUGAAGAAGCUGAGCUCCAAAAAAUGAAGGCAAUUCAGAGAGAGAAGAGCAAUAAACUAGAGGAGAAAAAGCGACUUCAAGAAGAGCUCAGAAGAGAAACAUUUAGGGAGCAUCACCAAUACAAAACUGCUGAGUUCUUGAGCAGAAUGGACAGAGCGUUGCCACAUAGAAGUGCCUGUCAACUUACUCCUCGUGACCCGCAGCCGUCGAUAUGGGAUAAAUUACCGGAACCUGCACAACAGCUGCAUAAGGGAGAAAAUGCCAAAACCCAGCAAACAGAGCACAAAAGGGUAAAUAAUGCUUUUCUGGACCGACUCCAAGGCAGAAGUCAGCCAGGUGGCCCCGAGCAGUCUGGAGGCCAUCGGAAUAUGAAUAGUCGUAAUGGCUGGGGCAAAUGAAAAACGUUAAUUUCCCUGUGACUUUCAUCAACUGACCUUGAAAACCUCGCGAGAUGCUUUUCUUUAACACAGUUUAGCUCAGCCUCCCUGUUUUCUACCUUACCUUCGACUGCCUGUCCACUCAGUGAGCAGUUAGGGAUGGUCAAUUUCUCUCUGGCAUCAGUUAUGCAUGUUUGCAAGCGCUGAUUACUAAACUCAUUUAAUACCUACUUCCUGCAAAACGUUAUAUUGUUUUUACAAUUGGUUUUGCCUCUUAUUAGAAUCAUUAGAACAAUGUUAGUAAGACAGAAACAGAGGGACUCACUUGAUACUUUCGGGUUAGGGAGAACACUGCAUGCUGCAGGCUUCUUUCCAUAAGCAGCUAUUUCUAAGCUAAUUUUCAGAUCAAGUUUGGGGAAGCUUUGGGAUCCUUUUAGAUUGUUAUCACUACUUUCUUAAUCUAGGCAAUAAACAUGACCAAAAGAAAAAUAUCAUAUACUCUAUUAAACAAACUUUUAAAUAAAUUUUGAACUGUUUCUAUUUUGGCUAAAAUCAAGUGUAUAUAAACAGGCUGUUUUUAUUUUUGGUGCAAAGCUCUUAGGCUUUUCUCUCUUCAGGAGUCUCAUUUUAAUUUCCUUUUACAGUCCAUAUAGAUCAAAUAUAAUAAAAUAAUCGCUGUUAAA
Messenger RNA from Chinchilla lanigera (long-tailed chinchilla), 1557 nucleotides. It is a transcript of the gene Epsti1, whose product is annotated as epithelial stromal interaction 1 (breast). NCBI's taxonomy places the organism in Eukaryota, Metazoa, Chordata, Mammalia, Rodentia, Chinchillidae. The record is from RefSeq and is a predicted model, not a curated record. The coding region runs from base 86 to 895 and encodes 269 amino acids. The transcript is spliced from 10 exons.